AUGAAAACGGUAAAAAAAAAAAGUAGAGCACUAGUGCUGAGCUCAUUUCUAUAGAGACAAACACAGCCUAAGAUCAAAUUCUGGAGUUCGAGCAAAGCAUCUAGCAGUCGCAACUCGUAACGCAAACUCAUAUAAAUAUAUAUUGAAUGCUAAGAGCGAGACUGCAAUUGAGCGCCAUGUCGCGCGCUGCGAUGAUAUCGUCGUCAGCUUCGUCCUCUGUAGCCAUGAGAAACCCUAGCUUGUCCUUCUCUUCGUCCCCGAGACUCUUCAAUGGAGUGGCUGUCGGGAACCGUGUUUCGUUCUCCGUUCGCUUUAGUCACACUUCGUUGCGAUGCUACGCUUCGCCCCCCGGCUUCGAUAAAAUUCGGAUUCAGAAUCCUAUUGUUGAAAUGGACGGUGAUGAAAUGACGAGGAUCAUAUGGAAAACGAUUAAAGAUAAACUUAUCUUUCCCUAUCUGGAUUUGGAUAUAAAGUAUUAUGAUUUAGGGAUUUUGAACCGUGAUGCUACUGAUGACCGAGUUACAGUGGAGAGUGCCGAAGCCGCUCUUAAGUACAAUGUUGCCGUGAAAUGUGCUACAAUAACUCCUGAUGAGACCAGAGUGAAGGAGUUUGGGCUGAAAUCAAUGUGGAGGAGUCCCAAUGGCACAAUUAGAAACAUUCUAAACGGUACUGUUUUCCGUGAACCUAUCCUAUGCAGAAACAUCCCUAGAAUAGUUCCUGGUUGGAAAAAACCCAUAUGUAUUGGUAGGCAUGCCUUUGGUGAUCAAUAUCGAGCCACUGAUACAGUUAUUAAAGGGCCGGGAAAGCUUAAAAUGGUUUUUGUCCCAGAAGGAGGGGAUGCCCCUGUGGAACUUGAUGUUUAUGAUUUCAAAGGGCCUGGUGUGGCCCUUUCUAUGUAUAACGUUGAUGAGUCUAUUCGAGCUUUUGCUGACUCGUCAAUGUCGUUCGCAUUUUCCAAGAAGUGGCCACUAUACUUGAGCACCAAAAACACAAUUCUUAAGAAAUAUGAUGGCAGGUUUAAGGACAUAUUUGAGGAGGUUUAUGACGAGAAGUGGAAGCAGAAGUUUGAAGAAAACUCUAUAUGGUAUGAACAUCGGCUAAUAGAUGAUAUGGUGGCUUAUGCACUCAAAAGUGAGGGUGGUUAUGUUUGGGCUUGCAAAAAUUAUGAUGGAGAUGUCCAGAGUGAUUUGCUUGCUCAAGGAUUUGGCUCUUUGGGCCUCAUGGCUUCUGUGUUGUUCUCCUCAGAUGGGAAGACAAUAGAAGCUGAAGCAGCUCAUGGGACAGUAACUCGUCAUUUUCGGUUACAUCAAAAUGGACAAGAAACCAGUACAAACAGCAUUGCUUCAAUAUUUGCAUGGACACGAGGCUUAGAGCACAGGGCCAAAUUAGAUAAAAAUGAUAGGUUGCUGGAUUUUGUUCGAAAGUUGGAGGCUGCAUGCAUUGGGACAGUGGAGGCAGGAAAAAUGACCAAGGAUCUUGCCAUUUUGACCCAUGGUUCCAAGGUAUCGAGGGAGUUCUAUUUGAACACCGAAGAAUUUAUUGACGCUGUUGCAAAUAAUGUUGAGCAAAAGCUUCUGGAACCUGCUGUGGUUUAACUAUAUCGAUGCUAAUCUAUAAGAUGGUCAUGUUGGAAAAGUUUUUCAGUGGGAAUUUGUGUAUCUGUUUUUAUUUUAAAAAAUUAGCGAUUCAGUUAGAGAUCGGGGGUUUUUCCCUGGAGGUAAAAACUAGAAUUAUAAAUCCUUCUAUAAAUGUAGCCAUUGUCAAGGCCAAUAAGCACAUUUACUUUUUCACCACCAAUUUUCAUUCGUUCAAUCUUGUGUUUAUAUAUUUCAAUUAAA
Prunus avium (sweet cherry) is the source of this 1838-nucleotide messenger RNA. Its product is annotated as Isocitrate/isopropylmalate dehydrogenase family protein. Gene Ontology annotation, molecular function: NAD binding; isocitrate dehydrogenase (NADP+) activity; magnesium ion binding. Lineage: Eukaryota; Viridiplantae; Streptophyta; Magnoliopsida; Rosales; Rosaceae. Gene Ontology annotation, cellular component: mitochondrion. The record is from RefSeq and is a predicted model, not a curated record. Gene Ontology annotation, biological process: NADP+ metabolic process; isocitrate metabolic process.